CCGCGACACACGAGCUCAGUUUGUGCUGGUUUUGUGUUCAAGUCGGUAAAAGACCGAAUUUCAGUGUUCUUGUGCAGCAUUUUACAAAGCGUGGUUGAAACUAAACAUUUACAUUGUCAGUUUUGAGUAAUCUGAAUUAAGUGAAAUUAGAAGAUGAACGAAGAGGAACUGGUGGAGUACUUCAGGGCUCAGAUGAGGACAGACCCGGACAUGGCCUCUGCUGUGGCUGCCAUCCGCACCCUGCUGGAGUUCCUCAGGAGGGAUAAAGGUGAGACCAUCCUCGGCCUGAGGGAGAGCCUGACGUGGGCCACCGACUGCCUGAAGGGGGAGGACUCGUCUGUAGCCGUGUCCUCUGGGGGGGAGCUCUUCCUGCGUUUCAUCAGUCUCACUUCACUUGAACACCAGGACUUGUCUCGCUGUAAGAAGGUGAUGGAGGAGAGAGGAGAACUCUUCCUAGAGAAGAUCUCCAUGUCCAGGAGCAAGGUCGCCAAGCUCUGCCACACCUUCAUCAAAGAUGGCGCCAAAAUCCUGACGCACUCGUACUCCAGAGUCGUCCUGCGAGUCCUGGAGAAAGCUGCUGCGGAGAAGAAACGCUUCUCGGUGUUCGUGACCGAGUCGCAGCCGGACGCUGCCGGCCGACAGAUGGCAGGAGCCCUGAAGAAGCUGCAGGUUCCCGUCACAGUCGUCCUGGAUGCUGCUGUCGGGUACGUGUUGGAGAAGGUGGAUCUGGUUAUCGUCGGCGCUGAAGGAGUGGUGGAGAGCGGCGGCAUCAUCAACAAGAUCGGCACGUACCAGAUGGCUCUGAGCUCCACGGCCCACAACAAGCCCUUCUACGUGGUCGCAGAAAGCUUCAAGUUCGUGCGCCUGUACCCUCUGAACCAGCAGGACGUGCCAGACAAGUUCAAGUACAAAGCAGAGACCCUGAAGAGCGUGCAGAACCUGUCUGACGAGCACCCCGUCAUCGAUUACACCCCGCCCUCUCUCAUCACGCUCCUCUUCACGGACCUGGGGGUCCUCACGCCGUCGGCCGUCAGCGACGAGCUCAUCAAACUUUAUUUAUAACGGCCUCGCACACAAUAAAAGCUGCACACGUC
This is a messenger RNA of Nematolebias whitei (Rio pearlfish), 1094 nucleotides long. It is a transcript of the gene eif2b1, whose product is annotated as eukaryotic translation initiation factor 2B, subunit 1 alpha. Gene Ontology annotation, biological process: translational initiation. NCBI's taxonomy places the organism in Eukaryota, Metazoa, Chordata, Actinopteri, Cyprinodontiformes, Rivulidae. Gene Ontology annotation, cellular component: eukaryotic translation initiation factor 2B complex. The coding region runs from base 154 to 1062 and encodes 302 amino acids. Gene Ontology annotation, molecular function: guanyl-nucleotide exchange factor activity; translation initiation factor activity. The record is from RefSeq and is a predicted model, not a curated record. The transcript has 9 exons.